Molecule: messenger RNA, 1592 nt
Organism: Nothoprocta perdicaria
Lineage: Eukaryota; Metazoa; Chordata; Aves; Tinamiformes; Tinamidae
Gene: TPRKB
Product: TP53RK binding protein
Exons: 4
Coding region: 1-531 (176 amino acids)
Biological process (GO): telomere maintenance via recombination; tRNA threonylcarbamoyladenosine modification
Cellular component (GO): cytosol; EKC/KEOPS complex; nucleus
Source: RefSeq, a predicted model, not a curated record
AUGGCGGCCGUCACGCAGCCGCUCGAGCUGUGCCCGCCGCGCGCCGCCACGCUGCUGCUCUUCCGCGGCGUGCGCAACGCGGGCGCGCUGCGGCGGCGGGCGGCCGAGGGCGCCCUGCCGGCUGCGCUCGUCAGCCCCGCCGCGGUCGUGGACCCGUUUCAGGUCCUCGUGGCAGCCAACAAGGCGGUUCAUCUGCACGCGAUGGGCAAAAUGAAGACCAGGACUCUCUACACAGAAAUUAUUUUCAACCUUUCGCCAAACAAUAAUAUUUCAGAUGCUUUGAAGAAAUUUGGCAUAUCAGACAGCGACACAGCGGUACUCAUUGUCCUGAUUGUAGACACAGAAAAGCCUGUAAAUCUGGAAGAGAUCACAUCUCAAGUAGAAGGCCAGCAGGUUUCUCUAGAUGAACUCCCCCAGCUGACAGACAUUGAAAAAGUCAAAAAGAUAUACAAAAUUACUCCACAGGAAGAGAAAAUCAGCACCUUAUUGGAUAGCAUUGUUUGCAGAAUGGCAACAAAAGAUGUUUUAUGAAAAUAUAUUAAAAAAAAAAAACUUGAGUUGCUUAUAAACAUAAGGUUUGAAAAUCUGUACUUUCUCUUUCAUUGAGCACCCUCUCAUCCACGAAUAGCAUUCAAACAUCGUAAAUUAUUUUUAUAAUCACCCUACUGUGAUUUGCUUUAUUUUGGCACCCCCUGAGGGACGGUAUCAUUUUGAAGCUUAACAAUGUCAUUGCCCAGAAUUGUGUCAAGAUUGCUAAGUAUUGUUCCUGGACUGGAAGAAGGAAUGUUCCUUAAAAGGCAUCUGCAAUAUCUCCCUCUCUUUACCAGUAGAGUAGAAACGCUGCCCACCCUCUGGGAAAAGGAAGGUGGRAAGUACGGCAGGAUCCUGUGAUGCAGCAGAGAGUUGGGCCAGGCCUAGGAGAAGAGGACAGUGUGACUUUAUGUAAGUCAGCAUGGGUGAUGCUGUCAUGGCAUCAGCACCUAAAAURUGAUACCAUCUCACAUGUGUAUUGUGUAGUGCUGACCUACURGUGUAUUGUUUCAUGUUAGUGUGGGGAUUAAAUAAUGAGAGGUAUUUUUAAUUUGAAAUACAGGAAAUGAAGCAUGGUGAUGCUGACUUUUUAGGGCUGUGUUCCAAGUGCAGAAUUCACAGAAAAAUCUGCAUUUACUAGCUUUUAAGUUAUGGACAUAGCUUAAAUAUCAAGCUGAAAGGAUCAUUAAAAUAAUUUGCUUUGCUGAACUAGUGUUAGGAAAGAACAUCAAAUAAAAAGAAGAAAGAAUGGUGAUUUCCAGUAGUCACCAAGUCCAAAAGUUUGGUGUCGGUAUCAUUUAAUCASAUGUAGGUAUCCUAUUUCAUACAAAUUACUGUCCCAGUAAGGAAGAAAUCCAUAUUGCUUGUUAUCAUUAGGCUGUAUUGUUUCUCUGGCAAAUGCCAUGUAUAAAAUKAUAGUUGUCUGCAUUCUUUUCUUGCCAUUCUCUGAGGCACUAGGACUUGUGUACUUGCAAGAUAAGAAAGAGUGUCCCAGAUUUGCAACUAACAUUUGGAAAAGUAAGUAUAGUUUGUAGGGGGAUAAGUUUGAGUUAGAUAUAACC